Molecule: messenger RNA, 1179 nt
Organism: Epithele typhae
Lineage: Eukaryota; Fungi; Basidiomycota; Agaricomycetes; Polyporales; Epitheliaceae
Exons: 2
Coding region: 1-1179 (392 amino acids)
Source: RefSeq, a predicted model, not a curated record
AUGCCGACGCUCGCCCCCGAACCCGCCCUCUCCUCCCUCAGCACCGGCGCCGACGCCCUCCGCUCUCUCGACGCGCCCGCUCCCAACCACGGCCCUUCUGCCGCCGAGCUCCGGCACAUCACCUCCACCACCCACCUCGCAAGCCCUGCUCGCGAGCGCAAGCUCUCAAAUCGCACCUCGGGCCACUUGCGCACCCACCGCCUUGGCUCGCGUUCUCCCGCUUCCAUUCCCUCCUCCCCAACCUCGGUCCACUCCUCUUCCUCCGCAAUUUUCGAGCGCGACAUCGAGCCCAUCGCAUCCCCUCAUUCCUACUCCUCUGACCCCCACCACAUCCCUCGCGCCAAGUUCACCGAGGAGAUUGAACGCUCCGUGCCCUCUGUGCUUGAUAGCGCCGCUGCUGUCCUCGCCUCCAGCACUGACGAUGAUGACCUCGACACCAUUUCUAUCGUCACUCCUGCCCCAUUGGAGCCUGUCGGCUACCAAAGUGGCUUCACGAGUCCCAUAUCAAGGUUGAGCAGUCGGAGCCCCAGUCCCUCGGGAGGCAAUCGCCGUAGUUUGCUCUUCAGCAACUCUCUUCCCGGUUCUCCGCCCAAGCCCAUCCAAGGUUCGCCCCCUCCCCGCCCCAUGGUCCAAACCGGCCCUGUACCCCUCGCACAUGUGUCCGGUCCGCAGUCUACGGUUACGCCGACUCCGUCGUCAGCGCACUUCUCCGCUGCAUCGGAUUCGGAGUCCAACUCUUCCUCUCCUACGACUGCUACCCACACCGAGCAUCCCCUGCACGGGCUUAACAACCUGUCGGUCGCGGUUCCGGCUGCUUUGGGCUCGCAUCCCCCUUCACCGAAGAAUGUUAACAAGCGGCUUUCGUUCAUCUCGUACAUGGACCUUCUUUCCUCCACUCCUGCCUCCGCCGUCCCGUUGUCGACUCUCACGUCCUCCGCGAUCGUGUCGGAGCCCCCUCCUCACAUCCCGAGCGUGAUCGGACACCCGCAAGCACAAUAUGCCGCAAGCUCGAGCGGAGGCAGCAUUCACGGAGCGCCGACAUAUGUCCUGGAGCGCGACGGCGUCUCGGGAGUGAUAGAUGACGUCGGUGGUGAGUGGGAACGGGAAGGCCUCGGGAAGGGUCUCGAAGAGCGCCUUGAAGGCCUCAUGGCGGCGACCGCAGUGCCUUCCAAGGCCUAG